CGGAGGACGCGCAAUAUUUUGAUUUGGAGCGGAUUUGUUUGUAAAUUUGAAUCCAGCGUUUGUACACAGUAUAGAUGAUAAGUUAUUUUGACGGGAGUUUUUGAAACCAUCUCCUACAACCCUGUGGUUUUAUCGUGCUGAAGACCUCAUUUUAAAUCGAGUUUCCACAUCUGCCAUAAUGGGUGAAGAGGAGGAACUAGAUGCUGUGAUCUCCAAGCUGGAAAUGGAACUGCAGCAGCUGAGGGAGCAGCUGAAGAACAACCAUGUAUCAUCUUUGGGCGGUGCAGCUGCUAGCAGUGACCCACAGCAUCAGGAAGAACAAGAGGAGGGGGCAGCCGAGGAGGAUCCAGUAUCCGCCUUCCUUGACUGGAGUCAGCAGCAGGCAGUGUUGGAUGCCGAGCUGGAGGAGCAGCUGCGCGCCCGCAUCGCCACUGCCGAGCAGGUAAAUGCUGAGCUGGAGCAGCACGCCGACACACUGCAGCGCGUGACGGCCGCGCGCCGGCGCGUCGGCUCAGACACGGCCGCACUGCGCCAGAGGAUCAAGGAUCGCCACCACGAGCAGCGCCGGCUCUUCACCGCGCUGCGGCGCGAGCUCAACCACGUGCUGCGCUCCAUCUACAGCCAGGACGGCUUCCUGUCCAUCGCCAGGCUCAUGGACGUGCUGCUCACCCAGUUCCAGGAUGCUCCGCACGAUCCGUACGUGCCCGUUACCGACGAUAUGCUUCCCGAGCAUCUGUCGAUGCUGGAGCGUGGCGGCAUCGUGCGCUUCGAGGGCCGCACCGAGGAGCAGCGCGUGCGACUUGUGGAUCACGCUGUCAACCUGAGGUCGGAGCGAAUCGUGCCGCAAGCGGAAGGCGACGAGGAGAUUGCUGCCGAAGAGCCACAGUCAACUUCCUCUUCGGGAGAGUAAUAGGACUGUGACCUGUUGACAUUGGUUGCUCUUUCGUCGUAUUUUUUGGCUACUAAGGAUGGGUGCUCUCGGCUAGUUCUGUUUGCCAUUAUUUCUUUGGCAAAUCAUUUGGUCAUAAUGUAAUAAAUUUAUAAAUAACACCACGAUGCCACACUUUGUUAUAACACUUUGAUGUGAUUACACUUUGAAACAGUUUUAGUUUAAAACGCAAGACAAUAUCAGGCAAGAUGUAAUGUAAAUGACAUCGUAAUUUGAGAGCUAGAAUGUGCUGUCAUGUGUGAUUUGAUGAAAUACAUGUUUUUAUACUGUA
Amphibalanus amphitrite is the source of this 1220-nucleotide messenger RNA. RefSeq lists its product as uncharacterized. The coding region runs from base 179 to 910 and encodes 243 amino acids. The record is from RefSeq and is a predicted model, not a curated record. Lineage: Eukaryota; Metazoa; Arthropoda; Thecostraca; Balanomorpha; Balanidae. The transcript is spliced from 2 exons.